GCCGCGGCGGCGGGAGUCCCUCGGAGCGGCGUGGGCUCGCUGCAAAGAUGCUGGGCCCGAGUCCCCUCGCCGUCGUCCUCCUGGCCGGGGUUGCGACCUGCGCCGGAGCGCAGCACGUGCCGCCGUGGACUGAAGAUUGCAGAAAAUCAACUUACCCUCCUUCUGGACCAACCUACAGAGGACCAAUUCCAUGGUAUACCAUAAACCUUGAUUUACCACCCUACAAAAGAUGGCAUGAAUUAAUGACUCACAAAGCACCAAUGCUAAAGAUCAUAGUUAAUUCCAUGAAGAAUUUAGUAAACGCAUUUGUGCCAAGUGGAAAAGUUAUGCAGAUGGUGGAUCAAAAGUUGCCUGGUCUACUUGGCAACAUUCCUGGCCCGUAUGAAGAGGAAAUGAAGGGAAUUGCAGAUGUCACUGGGGUACCUUUAGGAGAAAUUAUUUCAUUCAACAUAUUUUAUGAAUUGUUUACUAUGUGUACCUCAAUAAUAACUGAAGACACACAAGGUCAUCUACUACAUGGAAGAAACAUGGAUUUUGGAAUAUUUCUUGGGUGGAACAUAAAUAAUAAUACCUGGGUCAUAACUGAGGAACUAAAGACUCUUACAGUAAAUUUGGACUUCCAAAGAAAUAAUAACACUGUUUUCAAGGCUACAAGCUUUGCUGGAUAUGUAGGAAUGUUAACAGGAUUCAAACCAGGACUGUUUAGCCUUUCACUAAAUGAACGUUUCAGUAUGAAUGGUGGUUAUCUGGGUGUCUUAGAAUGGAUUCUGGGAAAGAAAGAUGCCACAUGGGUAGGAUUUAUUACUAGAUCAGUUCUGGAAAACAGCACAAGCUAUGCAGAAGCCAAGAAUAUAUUGACUAAGACCAAGAUACUGGCCCCAGCAUACUUUAUCCUGGGGGGCAACCAGUCUGGGGAAGGUUGUGUGAUCACUCGGGAAAGAAAAGCGUCUUUGGAUGUGUAUGAACUUGAUGCUAAGCAUGGUAGGUGGUACGCAGUACAGACAAAUUAUGACCGAUGGAAAAACACCUUGUUCCUUGAUGAUCGCAGAACACCUGCAAAGAUGUGCCUAAACCGCACAACCCAAGAGAAGCUCUCAUUUGCAACCUUAUAUGAUGUCCUAUCAACAAAACCUGUCCUCAACAAGCUGACUGUAUUCACAACCUUGAUUGACGUUGCUAAAGGUUACUAUGAAAGUUACCUACGGGAUUGCCCAGACCCUUGCAUAGGCUGGUGAGCACGUACCCGGCCUACUGAACUGAGAUGUGAAGACAGGUUCUACAGUAUGACUGACCAGCGCAUCUGUCUGAUCUUACAAAGACCAAGACUCAAGGCUUGUUCUUUCCAAGAAUCAUGAGAAUGCCCUUCUAGUAUGUUUACAGACUGUUUUUGCUAAAAUAAUCAGUUAUUUAAAGAUAAAUUCUUUUAAGUGAACUGAUGUAGAGUUUGCUGAAUUUCAUUUCACUUUGCUAUUGGGAACCCUAAUCUGGAUGGAAUAAAACAAGAUUCCCUACUGGUGUUAAUCCAGUGCCUCUAUGUGAGUAUUGAAAGAGUAAAUACUCCACAUGAUUCAGUUGUCCAUUUUUAUCUAUGUAUUUAUGUUUUUCUGGUUUGAACUAUUAAAAUCAGCAUACCAUUCAUUACCUUUGCUGCUAUUGACAGAAGUUUAAUUUCAUUAUGUUUGAUGGAGGGAUGAGAUGGACAUUUGAUAUUUCUUUUAAAUAAAUAUACCUUUGACUAUGUAAAUAGUGCUUUUUGGGGUUCACAAAGUAGUUAGGAUGCAAGGCAGUCUUUUGUGCAGAGUUGAAGUUGUUUCUUUUUUAUAAUUACUCUACCUCUCAGUAACCCCAAGAAGUUGCUAACUUUAAGUAACUUGAGUCCUAGAUUCUACGAAUCAGUAAAUAAACAUAUCAAGGACUUGAAUAUAGUAAAAGCUCAUUAUUUUAAAUUCUUUCAUGUUUCAUUGAUUUAAUAAAUAAUAUUUUCAUUUUUCUUCUAACCAACAUAUUUUUAACUUUUUAGUACACUAUAGCUAUUAAAAUUUUUUCAGAAAUCUAUUUAUGAAAAGUGGCAAUUGAAAUUGUUAAUCCUUCUAACUUUUACAAUUGACUGUGAAAUGUAUGCCAGUUGUACAAGACUGUUUCCACUGUCUUUUGUACGAUCUCAGUUGUAUCAUGAUACUCAAUAAACAGUCAUUGGCAGGCAUGUUAGCACUCA
Molecule: messenger RNA, 2215 nt
Organism: Jaculus jaculus (lesser Egyptian jerboa)
Lineage: Eukaryota; Metazoa; Chordata; Mammalia; Rodentia; Dipodidae
Gene: Asah1
Product: N-acylsphingosine amidohydrolase 1
Exons: 14
Coding region: 48-1235 (395 amino acids)
Biological process (GO): fatty acid metabolic process
Cellular component (GO): lysosome
Molecular function (GO): N-acylsphingosine amidohydrolase activity; fatty acid amide hydrolase activity
Source: RefSeq, a predicted model, not a curated record